This is a messenger RNA of Oryza sativa Japonica Group (Japanese rice), 4918 nucleotides long. RefSeq names its product auxilin-like protein 1. NCBI's taxonomy places the organism in Eukaryota, Viridiplantae, Streptophyta, Magnoliopsida, Poales, Poaceae. Gene Ontology annotation, molecular function: clathrin binding. The record is from RefSeq and is a predicted model, not a curated record. Gene Ontology annotation, cellular component: vesicle; intracellular membrane-bounded organelle; cytoplasm. Gene Ontology annotation, biological process: clathrin coat disassembly; clathrin-dependent endocytosis.
CCCCCCAAACUCCAAAGUCCCCGAGGCCUCGACCCCCGAAAAACUCUAAAGCCGGCGGCGCGUCGCGUGCCACUGUGCAGCCGCUGCUCCUCUUCCCCUCCCCUCUCCUCUUCGCGCGCUCUCCGAUUCGCCGCGAAGGAAGAGGAUGGAGGAGCUCGCGGCGGCGGCGGCGCCCCCGCGGCACAGGGAGCGGCGGAGGCACCGGAGGAAGGCGUCGUCGACGGACGCGGCGGCGGCGUACGGCGACGUGUUCGGCGGGCCGCCGCAGUUCGCCGUGGCGUUCGACGGGGUGCCGGCGGACUACGGGGAGGUGUUCGGCGGCGUCGCGGCCUCCUGCUCCAUCCCUUACCUCGACCUGCCCCCGGCCGCCGCCCGCGACGACGGCGCCGGGGCAGGGGCGUACGGCGAGAUCUUCGGCCGGUUCGACUUCGGGGACUUCGCGGAGCCGUACGAGGACCUGCUGGCGGAGGCGGUGGCGUUGGCGGCGGAGAUCGCGUCGUCGAGCGAGAGCUCGAGGUCAUCAGUCAGAAAAGAAUCUGGCCAACUAGAUGCUGAUCCAUCUAUACUCCAUCAACACUAUUCAACUGUAGGUUAUGACCAACACUUUGAUGAAGACGAAUUUUCUCCAAUCUCCUCUCCUCCGGAUAGUGGGAAACAGUUUAGUAUGUCAUAUAACAAGGCUACCAGGGGAAGACCAGAUGAUAUAGUUAAAAUGACUACUUGUAUGGUGGAGCCUCCGAUAAGUUAUGUAGUUGACUCUCGCAAUAUUUCAAACAAGUCAGCAAUGGAUCAAGUUGUAGUAGUGGACUGUGAUACAUUUGCAAAUGGUGAAAAAGGAAGCAUGGGCCUGACUUUUCCAUCAAGUUCAAGCCUGAAGAGUGCUAGUAGUGAUUCUGUGGCUGAUCAGAACCUGCACACACCAAUAUGUCAUCCAAUUUCUAAGAAUGAUUGUGAAGAUGAAGAUUACCACAAGAGGUUAAGCACCCAUUCAGCAUCAAGUGAGGAAGUACCUUCCCCUGACUACCCAUUCUUAAGGGUCUCAAAUAACAGCCUUCACACACAACCCAUCAAAGUACAGCCGCCUUUAUUGGCACCAUCUAAAUUGCUUAAUAAAAAGGAAAGUAAAGCAAAUGGUGAAAAAGGAAGCACGGGCCUGACUUUCCCAUCAAGUUCAAGUGUGAAGAGUGCUAGUAGUGAUCCUAUGGCUGAUCAGAACCUGCACACACCAACAUGUCAUCCCAUUUCUAAGACUGAUUGUGAAGAUGAAGAUUACCACAAGAGGUUAAGCACCCAUUCAGCAUCAAGUGAGGACGUACCUUCCCCUGACUACCCAUUCUUAAGGGUCCCAAAUAACAGCCUUCACACACAACCCAUCAAAGUACAGCCACCAUCCAAAUUGCUUAAUAAAAAGGAAAGUAAAGCAAAUGGAGAUUCUGAAGUCAGUACUAACUCAGCUGCUGCUGCUGCUGCUAUCAAAGAAGCAAUGGAGUUUGCUGAAGCUCGGUUAAAAGCUGCCAAAGAAUUGAUGGAGAGAAAAGGUGACAGUUUUAAACUUCGAAAGAAGCCAGGUCAUCAUAGAGGCACAAAAUCGACAGAACUUAAGGAAAGUAUGGCACCUGAAGAGGUGCGUGUUUAUGAUGAAAAGCUGACCAUGAGAAGGAUAGUGAAAGAGGAAAAGACCUAUGAGGAGACAGCUUUGGUGAAUAAGAAUGGAGACAGCAGUGCAGUUAACUUAACUCACUGUGAUCACAAUGAAAAAGGGGUUCUACAACCAAGGAAGCCUCAGCAUACAGCGCAAAGUGGCUCUAAACUAGAACAACUAGGAAAGUGGACAUCAGGUGCUGAAUUUUAUGUACUGAUUAGCCCUGACCAGAAAUGCAAAACUAACUCAGUUACAUGUGAAGGAGAUAAUGUUCAGACAACAAAUCCCUCCAGCAAGCUCGGCCAGUUUGAGAAAGGAAAAGGAGAAACCACUUCAGGGGAUUUUGUAGGGUGUGGAAAAUCAUGGGAUGGUGGUGACAUAGCAGAGUUGAGAAUGGAACAUGUAAAUUUGAGAGAAUAUGCUAUAGGUUCUACGGAGGAUGGAUGCAAGGCUCCUACUGCUCCAGAAAUUUCUUUUAGCAAUGAAAAACCCACAUACCAAGAGUCAACUGAGACCCAUUUCAAAGAAUGUGUGGGGGCACAAAAUUAUCAAGAACGAUAUGGUGAUGAUGGGGCAUUUGAGAUUUCAUGUGUGGAUAGUUCAAAGCUACAUGCUCCAGAAAUACCCGGUGCAUCUUUGGAGUCUUGUAUAUCUGGAGGUCACUGCAAUGGUAAUAAAAGUCCUUCUGAUGCUAGUACUAAGGAAACAACAUCAUUAGGAGAAUCUAACAAAGAAAACAACAAUAUAGAGGCACUUGAGGUUCCAUGUGCUGAUGAGAUGCAGAGCCAAAUAUUACAGGAAUAUCAUGAAUUUCGUAAUGAAAAUAUUGAUGAAAAGAAGGCAAGUCAAGUGAAAGUAUCAAAAUUAGAAGAGUCGGUGGAAUAUUAUGAAACCCCAAAUUUCCAGAAAAGUUCGAGUACAGCUCAUGGAGAGACCGAAACUGUUGAGAAAGAAAAGAUGUUUAGUUUUUCUGAUGAAUUACGCCCGCAGAAUAAGAACAUAGGAAUAACUGAAGCACCUCCAGAAUCACUCAUCCACAAAGAAAUUAAGAAAUUUGGAACUGAGGAGAAAGCUUAUAUUACUUUGGAAGGAGAUGUGGUUCAAAAAUCUGGAUCUCUGGAAAGGGAAGCUAACAUUACUUUGGAAAGUGCUAGUGCUAAUGAAAAUGAAGAAGCAGAAGAAGCGAAUGCAUUUGUGGAGGGCAUUAAUGUGAUGGAAACCCAUGUUAGUACAUAUGGUACUUCUGUUGAAGAUUCAGAUCAGAUACAAGACUCUGAAAACAGAAUGGACGGAAUGGGGGAUCUUGUAUCUCAUGGUAAUGAAGAAGCAGCAAAAGAUCCCUGGUUAGAUAAUAGCGAGAAGUCACAGGUGGAAGAAAUUUUCAGCCAUGAAGAGGGCCAGCUAUCUGUCGAAGGUGGUAUCGAUGGAGGACCAAAUGAUGCAUAUGCAGGAGUUAAUGCAAUAAAUGAUGGAAAUGGUAAUGAUUCUGAAACUAAAGUUAUUAUUGAUGAUGGCACUGAUUUUAACACGAAGAUGAGCACAUGCUCAAAAGAACUGAGUGCUUCAUUUUUAGAGUCAUCUGCUAGCAUGCAGCACUUGUCUCAGAUUGACAAGUCUAUUGCUGCUCAGACAUCUGAUAAGAGCACCCCUCUUGAAAACCUUGGAGAGGAUUGCAGAGAAAGAGAAUUUCCAGAAGAAAAUAGUACAGCACUGGAACAAGGGCAAGCUAUUGGAAGUAAAAUGGAAGGAGAUGACAAAGAUAAACAGUCAAAAUUAAAUGUAAAGGAUCAGAAAUAUUUUCAUUUGGACAGCUACAUUGUACCUAAAUUUACAGAGAACACUACAUUGAAUUUUGUCCAGAAAUUGAUAGAUGAGACCCCUGAUGGUCAGAGAAUUGAAGGGAGGGAAAAUGUGAAAAAGACACUGAGAGAAACUGAGAAGGAGGUCUUGCAUAGACUAGAUGAAGACAAAGAAAUAUACAAAAUGGAAAGAGAAAAGGAACAAGCUAAAGAGAGGUCAAGAAGAGAAUUAGAAGAAGAGAAGGAACGGGAGAGAGAGCGAGCAAAAGAUAGACUUGCUGUUCAGAGAGCUACGAAAGAAGCACAUGAGAGAGCAUUUGCUGAGGCCCGUGCAAAGGCUGAAAGAAUAGCAUUGGAAAGGAUUACCUUAGCACGUCAACGAGCAUCUGCAGAAGCUCGAGAGAAAGAGGAGAAGGCAACUGCUGAAGCAGCUACUGAGAAGGCUUCUAGAGAAGCUAGACUAAAGGCAGAACGUGCAGCAGUUGAGAGAGCAACUGCUGAAGCUCGGGAGAGAGCAAUUGAAAAGGCAAAAGCUGCUGCAGAUGCAAAGGAGCGAAUGGAAAGAUUUAGAUCCUCCUUCAAGGACAGUUUCAAGUCUACUAAUCAGGAUAAUCAACUGGACAAACAGUUUCAGAAGACAGCUUCUAAUAACUAUGAAAGAAGCACGGAUUCUAGUAAUCAAGUAGUUGAGUUUGAGUCAGCUCUGAGACAUAAAGCAAGAUCUGAGAGGGAACAUCGCACAGCUGAGCGAGCGGCCAAAGCUCUAGCUGAAAAGAAUAUGCGGGACAUGCUGGCUCAGAGAGAGCAAGCAGAGAGACAUAGAUUAGCUGAAUACCUUGACCCCGAAGUCAAGAGAUGGUCAAAUGGAAAGGAAGGAAAUCUGCGAGCAUUGCUAUCUACAUUGCAAUAUAUCCUUGGUUCAGAUAAUGGUUGGCAAUCGGUUCCCCUCACAGAUCUCAUUACAGCAACUGCUGUCAAGAAAGCAUAUAGAAGGGCAACCCUUUGUGUCCAUCCCGAUAAACUACAACAAAGGGGUGCUACAAUCAGACAGAAAUAUAUUUGUGAGAAGGUGUUUGAUCUUCUUAAGGAGGCAUGGAACAAAUUCAAUUCCGAAGAGCGAUAGCUCGGGAUGUAGGGGACAAUAAAUUGGAUUUUUGAUUUUCUAGUUUUACCAAAAUUAUAUUUUAUUAAACAAAUUUCAAAGCCUAAUGAUAAAAAAUGAUCGAUAACAAAACUGUGAAUAGCGUUGUGGAGAGCGGUUUUGAUAUGUGAUCUGAACAAAAUUACAUGUUGUUAGGCUCUAAAAUUUGUUUUAAUAAAAUCUAAUUUUGGCAGAACGAGAGAUCCAAACUAUAUAGCCUUGAUGUUGAUUUUUGGUACCUAUGUAAAUAUAUGCAGUCGUAGAAAGCAUUUUCUGGCCAUUCUUGACUGAAAAAGAAUAUCAAUUCAAUAGUAAAGCAUCAGUGAUUCUUUUGAA